Messenger RNA from Pichia membranifaciens NRRL Y-2026, 945 nucleotides. RefSeq lists its product as hypothetical. The record is from RefSeq and is a predicted model, not a curated record. Gene Ontology annotation, molecular function: aldose reductase (NADPH) activity. Gene Ontology annotation, cellular component: cytosol. The coding region runs from base 1 to 945 and encodes 314 amino acids. NCBI's taxonomy places the organism in Eukaryota, Fungi, Ascomycota, Pichiomycetes, Pichiales, Pichiaceae. The transcript has 2 exons.
AUGGCAGCAGCAGCAAAAAUCUCCACUAAGACCUUGAAGCUCAACACAGGCGCAACAAUCCCAGUAAUUGGGUUGGGCACCUGGCAAUCUCCAGAUGAGGAGUGCUACAGCGCCGUUCUUUCUGCGUUGCACGCAGGGUACAGACACAUCGACACUGCGAGAAUCUAUCAGAACGAGGAGGCCGUGGGCAAAGCCGUUGCACAGUACUUGAAGGAGUCCGGCACUUCCAGAGACAAGCUGUUCAUCACCACGAAGCUUUGGUGCUCCGAGGUCCAGGACCCGGAGAAGGCACUCAAAGAGUCGUUGGAGAGAUUGAAUCUCGAAUACGUGGACUUAUACUUGAUGCACUGGCCUGUCUCUAUGGUGAACAGAGGCGAUCUCUUCCCAAAGACCGCCAGCGGCACUACCGAGAUCAUCCCUUUUGACAAAUGGAACUACGUCGAGACUUACAAGAUCAUGCAGAAGUUGUACAAGGCGGGUUUGACUAAGGCCAUUGGUAUCUCCAACUUCAACAUCCCAAAGAUCGACUACCUCUUGGCUCAGUCCGGCGUCGACGUCGUCCCAGCAUGCCUCCAGGUCGAGAUCCACCCUUACCUCCCACAGUUCGACUUGGUCGACUACUGCACCAAGAAGGGGAUCUUGGUCGAGUGCUACUCCCCGCUCGGCUCCACCGGCGCCCCACUAUUGAAGGACCCUGCCUUGAUUAAACUCGGCGAAAAGUACGGCGUUUCUCCAGCAUGCAUCGCCAUCUCUUGGGCUGUUGCCAGAGACACCAUCCCGCUACCUAAGUCUGUCCACGAGGAGAGAAUUGUGUCCAACCUCAAGGUUGUUGACUUGGCUGACGAGGACAUCUCCCUCGUCGACGCCGUCUCCAAGACCACCGCAAAGCGUCUCGUCAAGCCAGAAUGGGGUGUCGACAUCUUUGGCGACAGUGCCAAGCUUUAG